Musa acuminata AAA Group (dessert banana) is the source of this 1783-nucleotide messenger RNA. RefSeq lists its product as uncharacterized. The record is from RefSeq and is a predicted model, not a curated record. Bases 613 to 1071 code for a protein of 152 amino acids. Lineage: Eukaryota; Viridiplantae; Streptophyta; Magnoliopsida; Zingiberales; Musaceae. The transcript is spliced from 8 exons.
CUUAAUCGAACUUUUUAUGAACACUACUGUUGAUACAAACUGGAGAUGUAAAAAUGCAAACAUUGUGUUGAUGAGGAGAGUAGCUGUGCUUGAUAGGGAGAAUAACAUUUGUCCAGUGCUCUACUGGUGCCAGAUUUUGGAAUUUGUCAAAUUACUGUAAGAUUCUUACAGCUAAUCUUCUUAUCCAAGGGUGCCAACAUAACUGCAGUAAGUAUUCUUUCCUAUCUCAAAGCAACAGUACGAUUCCAGUAGGCGUUGAGGGAGAGCUCCUCCACUCUUCGUUCUCAUUAUUUAUGGAGCAAAUGAGAAGACAGGGAGACACCCGACAUCUCUUUGUUGCUCUCCACACAUCUUUCACUUCUCCGGAAGAGACAGCGGAUUCAUUUCGAGUCUGACGGCGACGACGGAAGCAUUUGCCGGCGACAGAAAAGAAGCAAUCUGGCAUUUGUUAGUCGGUUGUGAAGCUAAAAUUGGGAUUUUGUAUGACGGAGUGACUGCCGUUUUCUCUUUCAUGAAGCAGAAAGAUUCGUACUUAAAAUAAUCAACUAUCAGGCAUAAACAUUGCUAGUUGGUAUUGACUGUACCUUGGGAGAGACAUCAAAGGCAUCUGAAAUGGAGGAGAUAUUAAUGCAGAGAGAAGUUACAGCAGUAGAUAAAGCAGGAAAUGUAGUAUUAGACAUUGAGGGUCUCACACAAUCCUCUGAUAAAUGCUCUGGAAGCCCAAAAAUGACGAAAGCUUUAUCUCGUAAAGGAUCAUGCCGUUUGGAGAGGCGGAACAGUGAGGAGCAAGAUGUGGAUAAUACUACUAAAAAGGUUGUGGUGAAAGUGGUUCCUUCUCACAUGGAGCUGUUUAAGCAACCACUAAUUGCGAAUAAAGCUCUUGUAGUUUCGUCUACAUCAACCAAUACCCCUGUUUCAGAUGCUGGAGAUGGAAAGCCUAGGAAGUUUAUUCGUGUAACAAUCAUCAACCCCAGGAGAAUUCUUCUCCUCUUUGCUUCUUUGUCUAGCAUGGGGACAAUGAUUCUUAUAUAUUUUACACUUGCACUCCAUCGGCGGCAAAGCCUUGAUUGAUACAUAGCUUGUUUAUCAAGUGAUUUGCCGGCAUGAUCACAUUUGAUUAAUUGAGAGCAGACUAUAUACUAGGUGGGAGCUGAACAUGUUGGAAGAAAGAUUUGAUGCACAUGAGCAACUAGUAAGUGAGAGUGAAACCGUGAAGUACCAGCCUGGGUAUUUGAUUUUGAUGCUUCAUGAAAUCACAGCUGUGAACUGGCAAAUCAAAGAGAGUAUUCUCAUGUUAUAUAGCUCUUUGAUUCGUCUUACAUAUUUUGUUUUACUUUUUGAGCCAUGACAGUGUCUUUGGUAUGAUCUACUACAUGGAAUGUAUUUGUGAUCUUGAUGUCAGUGAUCAUUAAUGUAGAUAAGCUGUGCUAUUUUGGUGGACAUCUCAGAUUGUGCUUAUUGAACUGGAAGAUGGUAUUGUUAUUGUAAGAUAUUGAAGGAGCAGGUCAGGUUUUAGUUCCUGGAUUAAGCUGCACAGAAGUGCCCUUUGAAUAAAACCAAACAAGAGUGGCAUAUGCUUUACAAACUUCAUGAUUCUUAUGAUAUGAACGAAAGUCAACUUUGUCAUCUUGUAAUGAUCUUUAUUAAAAGCAUGGCGUAGUCAUAAACAAAUCAUUACUAAACACACUUUUUAGCAAAGAACUUUUGAGCAUUUUCUUUUGUAUGAUAGCGCAAAAGAAUCAUGGAUUGACAGUUUACAAAAAUGAGAACAAGGUCUCGAUCU